This is a messenger RNA of Arabis nemorensis, 492 nucleotides long. Lineage: Eukaryota; Viridiplantae; Streptophyta; Magnoliopsida; Brassicales; Brassicaceae. The record is from the annotation of a GenBank genome assembly.
AUGAAUUAUUUAAGCCCUAAUGUGAAGAAAGGCAAUUUCACUGAACAAGAAGAAGACCUCAUCAUCCGUCUCCACAAGCUCCUCGGCAACAGAUGGUCUUUGAUAGCUAAAAGAGUACCAGGAAGAACUGAUAACCAAGUCAAGAAUUACUGGAACACUCAUCUCAGCAAAAAACUCGUCGGAGAUUACUCCUCCGUCGUCAAAACCACCGUAGACGACGACUCUCCACCGUCGAUGUUCAUCAACGCCGCCACAACUUCUUCUCGUCAUCACCAACUGAACAAUAUUACAGGCAAGAGCUUAUCAGCUUCCUACGAGAAUAAACCAAAACUGGAUUUAACACAAAGCGACGUCGUUUUUGCAACUACUAAUGAUCCUCAGAGCCAUUUUUAUAGCAAUAAUAAUGCUUUUUGGGUUAGUGAAGACGAGUUCGAGCUGAGUUCACUCGUGAUGAUGGAUUUUGCUUCUGGUGAUAUUGGCUACUGCCUCUAG